AUGAAGCUGUCGCUUGCCAAGACCGAAGACCGUGCUCCUUCGUAUGAUGAGGAGUCCAACAUCUUCCAGCCCCUCGCCCUUCAGAUUGUCACUCCCGAGGGUACGACCAUCACCAUGCAGGUGACCACCGGCGACACCAUUUCCAUCAUCAAGAAGAGGCUGGAGGUAGAGCACAGCAUUGCGUACAAAGAAACCGUGCUCACGCUCAACGACAAGGUGAUGAUCGAGCCCCUUUCCCUGAACGACUUUGCCGACCUGCCCGCCGUUGAUCCCGUCAUUGUCUGCAAGGUACUCGACAAACCCUGA
This is a messenger RNA of Acanthamoeba castellanii str. Neff, 306 nucleotides long. RefSeq lists its product as uncharacterized. The record is from RefSeq and is a predicted model, not a curated record. NCBI's taxonomy places the organism in Eukaryota, Discosea, Longamoebia, Acanthamoebidae. Bases 1 to 306 code for a protein of 101 amino acids. The transcript is spliced from 2 exons.